UAGUACUCACCAGUCACCACCUCUCUUUACUUCUCCACCACGAAGAAACUAGUCCAUCCAUCCAUGGAGCUUUACCUUCCCCACCCUCACCACCGUCUUCCUCACCAGGACCCAAUACCCAGAACCCUCGACCCUACCGUACGGAUCUUCCCUUUCACUCUGACUCUACGGAAAUGCAACCAGCGAAGCCGACGGCAUGGUUUCUCCAAGACGAGGUCGUUUCUGCUGGAGCAGACCGGUGGGAAGAUGGUGGUGGAGCUCGUGGGGGCGUUCAACGAGCUCACGGAGAGGAUGGGCAUGCUCUCCAGCAGCGGCUCCCACUUGCUCUUCAAGGCUCUCAAGCUCUCCAUUCCUUUGCUCCAUGCUCUGCCUCUGACCCCAGAUGGCCGUUCUUCUCUCUCCAGAGCCCUCUCCAUCUCUCUCCUCCUCGCCGACCUUCAGAUGGAUGCUGAAGUAAUUUCAGCUGGGAUUCUCCGGCCAGUUGUGGAGGCCCGUUCAAUUUCGAUUCUCGAUGUUAGGAACCAGAUUGGUUCUGGCACUGCGCAUCUCUUGCACGAAAGCUUGCGGGUUAUGAAAGUCCCUUCAAAAGUUGAUGUCUUGGAUGAUGACAGUGCAACUGCAUUGAGGAAGUUUUGCUUGACUUACUACGAUAUGAGGGCUGUGAUUUUGGACUUGGUGCUCAGGCUUGAUGUGAUGCGGCAUCUUGAUUACAUGCCGCGGUAUCAGCAGCAGUUGACAUCUCUAGAAGUAAUGAGGCUUCACGCGCCGUUGGCUCAUGCUGUUGGGGCCAACUGGCUGUCAUUGGAGCUCGAGGAUCUUUCAUUUCAGUACUUAUUUCCAAAUUCGUACCUUUAUGUCGAUUCUUGGUUGAGAAGUCAUGAGACUGGAAGUAAGCCUCUGGUGGAUGUGUACAAGGAACAGUUGUUGCGGUCGUUGAGAGUUGAUCCGUUGUUGGCAGACAUGGUGGUUGAUGUUUCAGUUGAUGGGCGGUAUAAGAGUCGCUAUAGCACAAUGAAGAAGCUGUUGAAGGAUGGUAGGAAGCCAGAGCAAGUGAAUGAUGUUUUGGGAUUGAGAGUCAUAUUGGAGCCUAGAGAUGGAGAAGAUAUGGCUGAGGUAGGGGAACAAGCGUGUUACAGGACGCGCGAAGUUGUUCGAUCUAUGUGGAAGGAAAUGCCUCACAGGACAAAAGACUACAUUGCAAGGCCCAAGAAGAAUGGGUACAGGAGUUUACAUAUGGCAGUUGAUGUUAGUGACUGUGGGAGGAGUAGGCCACUGAUGGAAUUACAGAUAAGGACUAAGGAGAUGGACAUGUUGGCAGACGCUGGAAUGGCAUCUCACUCAUUGUACAAAAGCGGUCUUACAGACCCAGAAGAGGCAAAGAGGCUUAAGGCCAUCAUGAUGGCUGCAGCCGAAUUUGCUGCGUUGCGGCUUAAAGAUAUUAAUCACGAAGGCAUUGAGACUGAGCAGAGUCAGAAUAAUCGAGCAUUCCGCCUUCUUGACAAGAAUGGAGAUGGUAGGAUCAAUAUUGAGGAACUUAUGGAGGUGAUGGAAGAGCUUGGUGCCCCAGGGGAAGAUGCAUGUGAGAUGAUGCAGCUACUUGAUGCAAAUAGUGAUGGUUCACUUAGCUCGGAUGAAUUUGAGUUGUUUCAGAAACAGGUUGGCUUUAUGCGUAAUUUCGAGGAAAGAGAUGAGCAGUACAAGACCGUGUUGAAUGAGAAACUUCAAAUUGCAGACAGUAGCAGUUUGAUCCAGGUGUCUGGUGAAGAUCUUAGCAGCAGGGCUUCGGAAUUAGAUUUGCUUGCAUCCGGUUGAAGACUUAUCUGUAGUCUCUCGUUCACCAUGUAAAUAUAAGGUUUCCAAGUGUAUAUGCUAAAUUUCUCGUCUAUUGUUCAGGUGUCCUAAUGGUUUAGAACAUGUUGGUUCCAAAAGGAUAGCCUGAAUUGUACCGUGUAUACGACGAGGAGUGAUGUAUCUGUAUUCUGUAAUUAACUAUCCAACAUUGUAUUCCCUCUCUUUGCGAUUAUAAUAAAGAAUGUAUACCGUCA
This is a messenger RNA of Pyrus x bretschneideri (Chinese white pear), 2045 nucleotides long. Its product is annotated as probable GTP diphosphokinase CRSH, chloroplastic. Bases 64 to 1812 code for a protein of 582 amino acids. NCBI's taxonomy places the organism in Eukaryota, Viridiplantae, Streptophyta, Magnoliopsida, Rosales, Rosaceae. Gene Ontology annotation, molecular function: calcium ion binding. The transcript is spliced from 4 exons. The record is from RefSeq and is a predicted model, not a curated record. Gene Ontology annotation, biological process: guanosine tetraphosphate metabolic process.